AAAAAACACAUGCCCCCAACUCAGGGCUCCACCUUACAAGAGAGAGGAGGAUCACAAACCGACAGACACAGAAAUCAUAAAAGUGGACACAACAUUUUGCAAAGUCAUUGGACCCUGAGCUCACUUGCAGUGCAAAGAAAGCCAUGCAGGAUGAAGACGGAUACGUCAUAUUAAAUGUUAAAACUCGCAAACCAGCUAUCACCUCAGAUGACCCUGCUCCCUCAUCACUGUGGCGUGUGAUGGCUUUGAUUCUGCUGGUCUUGUGCAUCGGGUCGGUUGUUGGACUCGUGACUCUGGGGAUUAUGUCUGUCAAGCAGCAUAACUACCUACAAAUCGAGAAUAAAAAUCUCUCGGGAAUUCUGCAACAAUUAUUAACAAACCAGUACUGCCAAGAUUUAAUAAAACCAUCAGAAAAAAAGGACAAUCUCAGCCAGAAGGGUAGCCCUUGUGACAAAAAUUGGAGAAAUUUUGAAGGUAGUUGCUAUGGAUUCUUCAGGCACAACUUGACCUGGGAAGAGAGCAAGAGGUACUGCACCAACCUGAACGCGACUCUACUGAAGAUUGCCAACCAGAAGAUUCUCGAAUACAUCAAAUCCAGGACUGCAUUAAUUCGUUGGGUUGGAUUGUCCCGCAAGAACUCCAGUCCAGUCUGGAAGUGGGAAGAUGGCUCAGCUCCCUUCAAAAAUAUGACUGAGCUUUCUGAAAAUGCAAGAGAAAAUAUGAAUUGUGCUUAUUUUCAUAAUGGAAAAAUUCACCCUACCUUUUGUGAGAACAAACAUUAUUUAAUGUGUGAGAAAAAGGAAGGUAUGGCAAAGGUGGCCACAGUAGUUUAAUGCUAAGAGAUGGGAAGGAUGUCACUGAUAAAUGCUGAAUUAUAUAAUAAAUGCUCUGGAUGAAAGA
This is a messenger RNA of Molossus molossus (Pallas's mastiff bat), 900 nucleotides long. RefSeq names its product C-type lectin domain family 1 member B (gene CLEC1B). The record is from RefSeq and is a predicted model, not a curated record. NCBI's taxonomy places the organism in Eukaryota, Metazoa, Chordata, Mammalia, Chiroptera, Molossidae. The transcript has 6 exons. The coding region runs from base 144 to 833 and encodes 229 amino acids.